Messenger RNA from Osmerus eperlanus (European smelt), 1762 nucleotides. RefSeq names its product endoplasmic reticulum-Golgi intermediate compartment protein 2-like. The coding region runs from base 178 to 1311 and encodes 377 amino acids. Lineage: Eukaryota; Metazoa; Chordata; Actinopteri; Osmeriformes; Osmeridae. The transcript has 15 exons. Gene Ontology annotation, cellular component: membrane; COPII-coated ER to Golgi transport vesicle; endoplasmic reticulum. The record is from RefSeq and is a predicted model, not a curated record. Gene Ontology annotation, biological process: endoplasmic reticulum to Golgi vesicle-mediated transport; retrograde vesicle-mediated transport, Golgi to endoplasmic reticulum.
AUAAUACUGUCAAAAAUAAGGAAGAAUCUUAUUACGUUAAAGCGUGUUCACAUUCUGUUCUUGUGGUUUUGUUUAAUGAACCCUUAUAGGUUUAAUGAGCAAGACCUAAGUAAUAGAUUUCUAAACGUAUUAACGCAGUUUACCCAUGAGCAAGGGAGGAGGUAAACAGUCGCGAGGAUGAGGCGUUUGUCGAAAAAGAAGGCUCUGAGCCUGGUGAAGGAGUUGGAUGCUUUUCCAAAGAUCCCGGAAAGCUAUGUAGAGACAACUGCUACCGGGGGAACAGUGUCUUUGAUAGCAUUCACUGCCAUGGCACUGCUUGUCUUCUUUGAGUUUUUUGUCUACCGAGAAACCUGGAUGAAGUAUGACUAUGAAGUUGAUAAGGAUUUUUCCAGCAAAAUGAGAAUAAACAUAGAUAUCACCGUUGCCAUGAAAUGUCAGCAUGUGGGUGCAGACAUUCUGGAUCUGGCAGAAACCAUGAUCACAUCUAAUGGUCUUCGCUAUGAACCUGUGAUUUUUGAGCUGUCUCCACAACAAAGACUGUGGCACAGGACUCUGCUGCUGGUCCAGAACAACCUGAGAGAGGAGCAUGCCCUUCAGGAGGUCCUGUACAAGAGUGUCCUGAAGGGAUCCCCCACUGCCCUGCCCCCCCGGGAACACAACCCCACAGAGCCUCUCAGUGCUUGUAGGAUCCAUGGGCAUGUUUAUGUCAACAAAGUAGCAGGGAACUUCCAUGUCACAGUGGGAAAGCCUAUCCAUCAUCCUCGUGGACACGCACACAUAGCUGCCUUUGUCAGCCAUGAUACAUACAAUUUCUCCCAUCGGAUAGACCAUCUGUCUUUUGGUGAGGAGAUCCCAGGCAUCAUCAAUCCUCUGGAUGGCACAGAGAAAAUCACAGAUAACAAUAACCAUAUGUUCCAGUACUUUAUCACAGUAGUUCCCACCAAGCUCCACACAUCCAAGGUGUCUGCAGACACACACCAGUUCUCUGUGACUGAGCGGGAGAGGGUGAUAAACCAUGCGGCGGGCAGCCACGGCGUGUCUGGUAUUUUCGUCAAGUACGACACCAGUUCUCUGAUGGUGACGGUUAGCGAGCAGCACAUGCCACUCUGGCAGUUCCUGGUACGACUAUGUGGCAUCAUCGGGGGCAUAUUCUCCACCACAGGAAUGCUCCAUGGACUGGUUGGUUUCUGCUUUGAUGUGAUUGGCUGUCGCCUCAAACUGGGUUCAUACAGACCCAGGGAGGCUCCAUACCCAGGCAGCCAGAUAAAUAACCAUGCACCUCUCCUAUCAGACGACACUGCAAGCGAGUAACCAGCCUGAGCUGGAACCUGGGCCUCCUGUCCCCUGCUCUGGGGAACCUGGGCCUCCUGUGCCCUGCUCUGGGGACAUACAGGAAGUACCAAAGCACAAGAAUGUUCAACUGACAGACUUUCAUACAGCUUCUGUAGACCCCAUUAUCUAUGUUUUAUUUUGCAAUUAAAGGACAGCUGCUAAUUUUGUAUGUUUUAUUUUACCAAUUAAGACGAAAAUGAAAAUUGUUUCUUGAAAUGAAUAUCUUGGGGCUGUAAACGUCAGGUGUUAUUAUUCUUUGUUCCAAGUCAUUGAGCAUUUUAAUUACAGUGCACUGAUAUGGAAACAAGCUGUCUACAAUGUUACACUUUCAUAUUUGCAUUUUGACUGCCUAGGUAUUUUGCAGUAUUUGUUUUGGGUUUGUAGUUGUAUAUAAAAUUAGUUAUUUCUCACAUUAAAUACAUUUGUCUUG